Molecule: messenger RNA, 645 nt
Organism: Microthlaspi erraticum
Lineage: Eukaryota; Viridiplantae; Streptophyta; Magnoliopsida; Brassicales; Brassicaceae
Source: the annotation of a GenBank genome assembly
AUGCCUACCACCACUUCCUCCUCCUCCGAUAACCGUCAAGCCGAUGUGUUCACUCGUCUCUCUUCCUCUGACCCUGAAAUCAAGCUUAAGGCCCUUCGCGAGGUCAAAAACCAGAUUAUCGGAAAUCACGAUUCCGAUGAAUGCAACAACAUCCUCGUUCAAUUUGCGGCGGCGCUCGGUAGUUUCGCUUGUGGGUUUGAAGCCGGAGUUCAAGCUGUUGUCGACGCCGGAGUUUUCCUUCAUCUGCUUCGUCUUCUCACUAAUCCUGACGAAAAGAUAGUAGAUGCAGGUGCUCAUUCCCUUAGAAUGAUAUUUCAAUCUAAUGUAGCUCCAAAGUAUGACUUCCUCCAAGAGAAGAACAUGGAGUUUCUCUUCUCGUUGUUGAAUAGCGAGAAUGAGAAUUUUAGUGGUCUUGCUGCGAGCAUUAUCGCUCAUGCUUGUGGAACAAGUGUAGAUCAACGGCUUCUCAGAGUUUUGGAGAAGCUUGUGAACCUUCUUGAUGGUUCUCCAAGCCAGAGAGAAGCUUGUCUUGAAUCUCUAGCCACUGUUCUGAAGAAUAAUCCUGAAGCUGCUUAUCUGGAAGGCCAUUACUCAAAGUCGGUUUUUUAUUGCAGCCAUAAAAACCAAAAGUUUGUCGAACUAUAG